GCAGACUCGAUUUCAGUCUUCAUUGUUGCUGGAUCCUCUCCUCCGGCGAACUGCGUCGAAAUAGAAAGUACAGGAUACAAUGAAGGAGAACGUGAUCAUAUAUUUUAAAUGCGAAGGUUGUAUGUAUAGUUUGAUGAUGAAGACAUCAUGGGAGAAGAUAACUCUCUCCAUGUUAGAAGGUAGGAUAUACACGAAACUUGGGUUAGAUGAAAGUAAUGUUAAGUUACAAAUGAGGUACAAUGCACUGCUAUUGGAACCAGAGGAAGAGAUUCACAUUUGUGAUGAUGAGGAUGUCAGUGUUUAUAUAACUUCCGUUGAAAAUAACCGUAGAUAUGUUUUGUAUGUGGAGGUUAUCACUAAACCAGAAUUGUCGGAACAACUGUCGAGAGUGGAUAAAAGUUCUGUUGGUAAGAACUAUGCGGAAUCGGAUUCAAAUGAGGAUGAAAUCAGAGAUAAUGCCAUCAAUUUCUACGUAGACAAGGAAAAAAGAAAACGACAACAUGGAGCAAUAGAAGAGGAUGAUUCUAUUCAAGAGGGUGAAAUUGUACCUCCGCCUCCUAAAAAAAAAGUAGGGAAGAAGUAAGGUAAAAAGGUUUUCUUCGGUUGGAGAAAGGCGUCCAAGGGCGCAAAACAAAAGGCGACUGAGGCAAUGAUGUCAAUAAUUGUUAUUUGACAAU
Molecule: messenger RNA, 677 nt
Organism: Arabidopsis arenosa
Lineage: Eukaryota; Viridiplantae; Streptophyta; Magnoliopsida; Brassicales; Brassicaceae
Source: the annotation of a GenBank genome assembly